AUGGCGCGCAAAAAGUCCAAAAGGUCCGAAGUUGAGAAGAAAAGCUGGUCUCUCAACCCCGAUCUACACCACGACGUUUGCGAAAUCCUCUCGGAGGCGAACCUGCGCCAUUUCAAGUUCCACCCAAAAGAUGACCCCGAUGCCUGCGAAAGAGAAUACGACACAAAUAUCAUGGGCCGGUUUGCGUGUAAAUCAAGCACAUGUCCUUCAAAUGGCUGGUCGAGCAAAAAGAUAGCAAUCACCAUCCGACUCUACCCCGGGUCACGAUACAACGCUAGGGUUUAUCAUCAGCGUUGCAAGCGCUGUGAGGCUCUCAGCCGUCCAAAGGUGGAUGGCUCCUACGCAGAACGAGUUGCCUAUCGGAUCAAGGUUUGGAGUGGAAUAAAGGUGCAGGCGCCUUUUUACUUGAAGAAAGAGAGCAAGGUUCCACAUAACAGCAGAUUAUGUGAGGGUUGUAAAGAUGGGCAUUGCAGAGAACUCGAUGGCUAG
Messenger RNA from Penicillium longicatenatum, 489 nucleotides. Its product is annotated as 3CxxC-type zinc finger protein. The record is from RefSeq and is a predicted model, not a curated record. Bases 1 to 489 code for a protein of 162 amino acids. NCBI's taxonomy places the organism in Eukaryota, Fungi, Ascomycota, Eurotiomycetes, Eurotiales, Aspergillaceae. The transcript has a single exon.